Messenger RNA from Manis javanica (Malayan pangolin), 4646 nucleotides. RefSeq names its product endonuclease domain-containing 1 protein. Lineage: Eukaryota; Metazoa; Chordata; Mammalia; Pholidota; Manidae. The record is from RefSeq and is a predicted model, not a curated record. Gene Ontology annotation, molecular function: hydrolase activity; nucleic acid binding; metal ion binding.
CCGCCCCGCCGGGCUUCGCCGAGCUCUCGCCGCGCGCGCCGGCCUGGCUUCCGACUCGCCUGCCCCCGGCCCGGCUGCCUCGCGCUCUCCGCCGGGCCCCGCCGCCAUGGGCCCCGCGCGCUGGCUGGCGCUCGGCGGCCUCUUCGCCCUGGCCGGGCUGCCGGAAGGCCGCCUGGUGCGCGAGCAGGAAGCCGGCUUCGGCGAGUGUGACCGGUUCUUCUACGCCGAGCGUCCGCCCGCGGGGCUGGCGGCCGGAGCCCACGUGAAGAUCUGCCAGCGCUCCGAGGGCGCCGAGCGCUUCGCCACCCUGUACAGCACCCGGGACCGCAUCCCCGUGUACUCGGCGCUCCGCGGCGUGCGCCCCGCGGCCGAAGGCGCCGCGCCCCGCUGGCUGCUGGAGCCCCAGAUUGAUGACCCCAAUAGCCACCUUGAGGAGGUGACUGAGGAGGCUGAUGCCAUCGCCUCUGUGAACAAUCUGGGAAGCAAGCAAGCCUUGAAUACAGAUUACCUGGAUUCUGGCUACCAAAGAGGACAGCUAUACCCAUUCUCCCUUAGCAGUGAUCUCCAAAUGGCCACAUUCACUCUCACAAAUGCAGCUCCCAUGACCCCGACCUUCCGAGAACGGUGGUACAUGAAUCUCAACAGCCUGAUGGAGCGGGCCCUGAGCCCGCAGUGUGGCAGCGGGGAAGACCUAUAUAUCAUCACAGGCGCUGUGCCCUCAGACCGCAAAGUUAAAGACAAAGUGGCCAUCCCUGAGUUUGUCUGGCUGGCAGCCUGCUGUGCUGUCCCUGGAGGAGGCUGGGCCAUGGGUUUUGUGAAGCAUACCCAGGAUGGUGACAUCAUAGAAGAUGUGAUGGUGAAAGAACUUGAGAAACUGCUUCCAUUCAACCCUCAGCUGUUCCUGAACAACUGUGGUGAAACUGAGCAAGACACAGAGAAAAUGAAAAAAAUCUUGGAAAUGGUGAACCAAGUCCAGGAUGAAGAGCGAAUGGUGCAGUCUGUGGAGGGCUCCAGCCCCCUCUCCAGCACGAGGAGCGAGGGACUGGCUCUGCCGCCCGCAGAGGCACCUGCGGAUGGAAGCAGCUUUUGGGGGAAGCUCAUGGGCUUCAUUGCCACCCCAUUCAUCAAGCUUUUCCAGCUCGUUUAUUACCUUGCAGUAGGAAUCCUGAAGAACGCUGUGUGUUUCCUGUGGUAUAUCACCAAACAGGUGAUCAAAGGCAUAAAAAGUUGCCUUUAUCACCUCGGUUCAGCCACCAUCUCAUACUUCAUGGCCAUCGGGGAAGAGCUGGUGAGCAUUCCCUGGAAGGUGCUCAGAGUCACGGCCAAAGUCAUAAGGGCCAUUCUCCGGAUCCUUUGCUGUCUGAUGAAGGCCAUUUGCCGCAUUCUGGGUGUCCCGGUCCGAGUCCUUGUGGAUGUGGCCGCUUUUCCCAUGUAUACAGUGGGCGCAAUUCCGACUGUGUGCAAGGACAUCGCCGUGGGUCUCGGUGGCACCCUCUGUCUGCUCUUUGACACAGCUUUUGGCACCAUGGGUGGCCUACUUCAGGUGGUUUUUAGCAUCUGCAAGAGUAUUGGAUACAAGGUCACUUUUGACAAUUCUGGAGAGUUAUAAAACUCAAAAGACUAAUAGUACCCAGUUGCAGUGAAUAUGAUUUUUUUUUUAAAUAGAGGAAGCUGGAAUAUUUUGUCUUUACAGUGGGUUUUUGUUCCCUGUCAAUUAUCAUCACAUUUUGGCCUUGGUUAGGGGGUGUCUGCAUGUUUAUGCCUAAGAAGAUGGUACAAUUUAGACGUGACCCAAGUGAAGUGUUCCUGGUGGGAUUCUGUGUAGGUCAUCUGCUAAAAUAUGAGCAAACUUCCAAGCUAUUAGAAUCUUUAGUUAUUCACUCUGUUACAGAUUAAUUUGUGGUAAUUAAAAAUUACAGAGGAAAGAAGAAUUAGAAUGAGGUCAACUUUAAGCAAAAUGUUUCUGGGAAAAGGAGAAAAGAAUCUUGUUUCUCCUAUUACUCUACAGACUUAGGGCAAAACUGAUAUAAAUAUUCUUAGCCCAUUGGUUAUCAUUUGUUUUCUUUCUCUCCAACUCAUCUGGCCUUUGUGAAGUGGUGACAUGCUUCCCUGUUGAAAUAACUUAGAGAUGUAGAAUCUGUUAUACCCCUUAGCUUUCCACAGCUCCCAAGGACCUGUCUUGGGUUAAUAUUUUCCUCCAAAGUUGAAUUUUGCUGCAUUUGUCUUUUAGGUAAUGAUAAGCAUUUUACAUCAAAUGUGGCAUAACCUAGUUUGAAUGCAAGGACAAAAACUCUUUAUCCCUUGAACAAUGUAGUAUAGUCUUCUCUGGUAUAAUGAAGAGAGUACAGGGUUUACAGCCCUGCUGUGAGUAGGUGCUAUAGGUCUGAGGACAUCCUUAGCAAGCUUGGAUUAACUCGAUGUACAUCAAAUCUCUGGCUGACAAGAUUGAGCUCAGAGACCUACAUUUUAGGCUAAUAUGAAAAUUGAUAUUCUGCAAUAUAUUUGGUGUUUCCUAUGCAUCCAGUAAAUACCUAAUACAGUAAGACACUCUGACUUCUGUCCUUAAUGAUUGUUUUUGUAUAAUAGAUUUUUUGGGAUUGUUGAGUAUAAAUGUAUAGAAAACUAAAGAAAAACUAAGCAUCUCAGAAAAAAAUAUAUCCAUGUCCACUUAUAUCCCAGUUUAUGUGAGUAUAAACUUGGUAAGAAUCAUUCUUUCCUAGGAAAUUAUUUUUAGUGUGUUUGAGUCUAGAAAACAUAACCCUCCCAUUAAUGCAAGCUUGAUUUGAAAGCUAGUCCCCAAUUUUUAGAUCAAGCAUUUGUCAUUUUAAAUCUAGAAUACAUAACCCUCCCAUUAAUGCAAGCUUGAUUUGAGAGCUAAUCCCUAAUUUUUUGAUCAAGCAUUUGUCAUUUUAAAUCUUGUGCUGAGAAAGAAAACAGAAUCUCCCAAACUUUGCUCUGCCAUUCACAGGCUAGAUGGAAUCACCUUGGCUUUUCAGAGGGUUCCAAAGAAUUGCUGUGAGGCAGAAAGGGGCCAAGUGUGAAAUACUGAUCUGGGGGUUGCAGGCCACCAAUUUUAUCUGACUGUUAGAUGCAAAAACUUGGGAUCCAGAAAGGCAGUAAGGAGAAAGUGAUGGGUCACUAUUUGCAUCAGGUUGGUUUAAAUCAAGAAAUGUAAGUGUAGCAAGAGAUACAUUUUGCAGAAAAAUAAUUGAAUUGCACCAGAGUAGAAGAGUAGCCACGCUGAUCAAUUGGUGGUGCAGUGUUGGGGUCUGUGAAUACUGGACUGGCACAUGAUAGAGAGAUAUGCACUAGACUUAUCUAAGAAUCUUAAGCAGUGUUUUACCAACACUUCUGUUUGUGAGCAUAUAAAUCUGUAGCUGGGCUUCCCUUCAUUGUAGCAGCAGGAACGCACGUGGAAGGGUGAGUUUGCCUUAGUGCUGAUGGGUCAAGAAUCCUGCUGGACGAAAAAGACAUCUUAGAUGUGACCAGGGAGGUGUUCUGUCCAAAGCCCCACGUGAUGGGGGACCUGAGGCACAGGGAGGUGGCAGGCUUGCCUUCAGUCUCCUUGCUAGCUGAUGGGAGAUUUGCAUGUGUCCUGUUAUACCUGGGAUGCCAGAGACGUGGUGUGUGUCACUGUUCACCUGCUCCCGUAGCAGGGUCUUCUCCUUCACCCGUCAGACAGACUCUAGUCCCUGACUCGCCAACUGGAUUCGUCCCAUGUGAUGAAACAAUUAGCCCUCCAUGCACUGCGCCAUGCUUACUGCCUCCCCUGGAAUCUGUGUUCCCUCAUUAUAAUGGAUGUGGAUACUGAAAGGCCCAAAGAGGUGGUGGCUGGAGCCCGUUGGCAACAUGCAAGGAGCAGGGCAUCCAAACUGCUUCUUGAGAGCCAUUUGGAAAUGUCUUCUUUUUUUUUACUCUUAGUUAUUUAGUGUCUUAUUUAUUCUUAUGUGCUCUUUUUUGAAAUUGGGGAAGGGAUUUAAAGCACAAGUAUCCUUCAGGUGAGGUGGCUGAGACCCUCCGCUCUGGACCACUGGGGUUGGCUGUGCCUCCAGUUCACCGGCGCCAGCAGGUGGCUGCACUGCCUCUCUGGGCUCAUGAACCCCACCUCUGGUUUGAAGAUUUGUCUGUGGCUCUGUUGUGCUCUCUGGCUCUUGGGGAGAUUGCCAACUCGUCAGUAGUAAGGAGCUGAUAUUCUAGUCUGGGGAUCAGCCACAUGUUUGCACACUCCUUUUUUCCAUUGUGCCUUUUGAAUGGCUUCUUACUCAGCAUCCUCACUCCCACCUAAAUGCAGACUAGGGAGUUAGGAGAAGGAGCCAGAGCUCAAGCAAUCAUUCACUCAGUCAUUCAUCUGUCAAAUGUCUAUUUGAACAUCAAGUUUCCAGAGAUCAGCAAUACAUGGAUCCCAUCUUUGAGUGCAAAAAUCUAGUGGGGAGAACACACAGUGCAAUUGGUACAUGUGACAUCAUGGUAAAUGUUACCAUGAAGGUACUAGAAGCAUGCUCCCUAGAGCACAGGAGGAAGCACCACAGAACCAUGGAAAUUAGAGAAGCCUACAGAGGAUGUGGCAAAUGUCAGUUUGACAUUUUCAAGCUAUGUACAAUGCUGUGCAUCUUGCAAUGCUCAAUAAAGUAAUUAUUGACAACUCA